This is a messenger RNA of Gadus chalcogrammus (walleye pollock), 2871 nucleotides long. RefSeq names its product hydroxy-delta-5-steroid dehydrogenase, 3 beta- and steroid delta-isomerase (gene hsd3b7). The transcript has 6 exons. The record is from RefSeq and is a predicted model, not a curated record. Gene Ontology annotation, biological process: steroid biosynthetic process. Bases 1050 to 2150 code for a protein of 366 amino acids. NCBI's taxonomy places the organism in Eukaryota, Metazoa, Chordata, Actinopteri, Gadiformes, Gadidae. Gene Ontology annotation, molecular function: 3-beta-hydroxy-Delta5-steroid dehydrogenase (NAD+) activity.
UGCGGCGGCCCUGGCGGUAAUGCCCGGUAGCUCUGCCACCAAAGCUCCAACCACUGGAAGUGAGGUGGCGGCAGAGACGGGCAAUGCUGCCGCCCCGGGCUCCGACCUCUACAUUCAGAGAGGGAGAAGCCGGGGGGAUACGCCCCCUCCUCGUCGCGGUCGGAGUCGUCCGUCUCCAAGCACCCAAGGAGAGAGAUUGCAUCGUCGAGCGGGACAGUAAAGACGUCGAUAACUUCAGCAAUGAUAUGCAUGUAAUUAUGCUACAGGAUCGUCCGGAAGAAAAUGGGAGCAGAAUGUCCGCCGGCGCCCGCAUGUAUCUGCGUACGUGAUUGAGGCCUUUUUUUCCAGUGCUACGGCUUGCGCCUAGGGCAAACCCAAUAGCGAUAGCCUUAAAAGGCGAAGCCUAUAUACGACAUAGAACAACCAGAAGGUUGCUAUUCCGAUCCCCAGCUGCUGAGUGUUGAGAUGAUUCUCUUCCCCUUCCCCUCUGCAAGAAGACACCUCACUCUGACGGCUGACUGUCGCCCUGCGCGGCGGACUCCGCCGUCGAUGCGUAAAAGAGAAUUAAUGUUUGUUAGUGGCUUUGAAUAAAAGCGUCAGCAAAAUUCGGGAAACGCAGUCGGCUCGAAAAAAUAAGUAGCCUAGCUUAAUAGAAAACAGCGCUUUCUCAAAAAUAAGGUGAACAUUGACGUUUUGCACACACAUAGGUCUACACAAGUCAUACAAACACCCCUCUUAAAGACUUGGACCGACAUGAAAUAGCCUAACACCGAGUGCUUUCAUAUAAACACCACGAACUCUUUUUGGUCCGAUCGGUGAUAGUUUAACACUAGUAGUGAAGGAUUCAUCAAUAUAUGGCUGGUCGUGGUCAAAGUUCAAAGUCGGCUGGAUGCCGAGCAGUGUUUGUGUGUGUGAACGCCCAGAGCUUAUAAAGGGUUGGAGCACAGAGAAGGACUGAGUUGCCUCAAUAGCGAGUCUGAACCCUCUCGGUACACUGUAGGCGGACUAUAGGACUGCAGGAGGACUAUAGGACUGCAGCUGUCACCACGAUGUCUGACGGACGUAGCCUGGUCUACCUGGUGACCGGAGGAUGCGGCUUUCUCGGCCGCCACCUGCUCGGCGUGACGCUGGAGAAGGAGAAGCGGGUGCGUGAGAUCAGGCUCUUCGACAAGGUGGUGGACCCCCGUCUUACCGAGCAGAGCACAGACGGGGUGCAGGUGACGGUGCUCCAGGGGGACAUCACGGACUACCCCAGCGUACGGGAGGCCGUGCGCGGGGCUGACGUGGUCUUCCACUCUGCCAGCCUGGUGGACGUCUGGCACAAGGUGUCCCCGGCGGUCAUCCACGCCGUCAACGUCACAGGAACAGAGAACGUGAUCCAGGCGUGUAUGGAGCUUGGGGUCCAGUAUCUGGUCUACACCAGCAGCAUGGAGGUGGUGGGCCCGAACGUCAAAGGAGACCCCUUCAUCAGGGGAAACGAAGAGACGCCCUACAACAUCGCUCACGCCAUGCCCUACCCCCGGAGCAAGGCGGAGGCGGAGCGCAUCGUGGUCAGAGCGAACGGCACGGAGGUGAGCGGCGGUAAGACGCUGCACACCUGCUCCCUGCGGCCCACCGGGAUCUACGGAGAGGAGCACCAGCUCAUGAAGGACUUCUACGACAAGAGCGUGCAGGCGGGGGGGCGGCUCAUCCUGGGGGUCCCCAAGAACACGGAGCACGGCCGGGUCUACGCAGGCAACGUGGCCUGGAUGCACCUGCUGGCGGCGCGGGGCCUGAUGGAGGAGCCGCAGACGGUGGGCGGCCAGGCGUACUUCUGCUAUGACGACUCGCCCUACAAGAGCUACGAGGACUUCAACCUGCAGUUCCUGUCGGCGUUCGGCUUCAGCCAGGUGCACGUUCCCCUGGCGGCGCUCUGGUUCCUCGCCGUCCUCAACGACGUGCUGCGCUGGCUGCUGCGGCCCGUGUGUCAGUGGGCGCCGCUGCUCAACCGCUACACGCUGGCCGUGGCGUGCACCUCCUUCACCGUGAGCUCGGACAAGGCGCGGCGCCACUUCCGGUACACGCCGCUCUUCAGCUGGGAGGAGUGCCGGGCACGCACGCAGGCCUGGGUCGACACGUUUCCAGGCCUCGGCGCCAAGAAGGACUCCUGACCCUGACCCCGACCGGACGCAAUAAUUGUGGCUGCAACACGCACGCACGCAUACACGCACGCGCGCACACACACACACACGAACACACAGACACACAGACACACAGACACACACACACACACACACACACAGACACACAGACACACACACACACACACACACACACACACACACACCCCCCCCCCCCCCCCCCCCCCCCUCCUCGCCACAUCUACUAGACCCCGUCUGUAUGUGGGAUGCAGUUUGCACACUUCAAAUAGCCGCAUUGGAUUCAGUGCAAUCGUCCGUUGAGUCUCAUGGCCUUAGGGACUGUCUGAACGGUGAAUUCAUCCUUUCAGUCCCGACUCAGGAUCUGCAAAUUUUCUCUGUUCCUUAUUUUUAUAAAGACUAUUUUCAUGCUUUUCAAACUCAACCGUUUCUAAGAUCACGAUGUUAAGCUGACAUGAAUGCUAUUAAAUUAACUAAUUCUUACCUAUAAUAACAAUGAGGUGUCAUGUAUCUUCUAUAUGUCUCAGUAUAUCCUCUAGGAUAAUCAAAUAUUUAAAUAUAGCUAUAUAAAUAGUAUAAUAAAUAUAAUAUAUUCGCCUCUUCAUUUGCCUCCAGACUUUUCAUCUUCACAAUUACAAACGCUCAUAACAUUGUUCCAAACGUCUGGAUAGACCACUGAUUGAUGCAUAAAUCAUCUCAUAAAUGUGCAUGAGCCCUUGAGCGAACCAUACUU